This is a messenger RNA of Symbiodinium natans, 639 nucleotides long. Lineage: Eukaryota; Dinophyceae; Suessiales; Symbiodiniaceae. The record is from the annotation of a GenBank genome assembly.
AUGGGGGAGGUAGUGGAAGGCCUUGUCUGGCCUGAGAAGUUUGCCCUUGCCAAUGCGUGGGAAACUAGCCCAUUGAUCCGGGCAACAUUCCGUUCGAACAGCAGUGCUCUGUUGACUUGGGUGAAGCCGAACCUAGUGGGUGUGGCUAGCCUCCGUGCCCUUUCUCUUAACAGAAAGGCCAUUGAGCUGGCCAUUGAUGUUUGGAGCGCACAUUCCCAUGUUGCGAAGAGCCCUCCGGUGCACUGGCUGAAGCAGGAGGUUGGCCAGCUCUAUGCCCUGCUCACCAGUGGAAGUGAUGGCGACAAGUCACUCUCCAUUUACGUCGAUGCUUGGGGGUGCAAACGUUUGAUCAGUCUCUCCAUUCGGCGCUGGAAGGCUCCCAUCCAUAUGCUCCGGGACAGAAGCUUGGCAACGUUGUUCGACUCUAUGACAGCGUCUUGGGGAGAACAAGCGGAGGAAGCGGUGGACAGUGCAGAUGAGGAUGUCCCAGCAGAACCAUACCCAGAGCCCAGCCCGCCCCCAAGCCCUUCACCAGCGCCAGCAAUGCCAAUCCCAUCAAGCCCGCUGCCUAGCCCGCACGAAACCAUUGCCAACCUUCAGUGGCAGAUUGACAUACUGCAGUUUCCUGUCUUGCACUAG